Messenger RNA from Besnoitia besnoiti, 2991 nucleotides. RefSeq lists its product as uncharacterized. NCBI's taxonomy places the organism in Eukaryota, Apicomplexa, Conoidasida, Eucoccidiorida, Sarcocystidae. Bases 1 to 2991 code for a protein of 996 amino acids. The transcript is spliced from 2 exons. The record is from RefSeq and is a predicted model, not a curated record.
AUGGCGCUCGGGCCCCUCGGGCGCCUGCUGCUUCCCUGGCGCCCUGUGCUUCUCCGCCGGCGCCCGCGGCUCUUCUUCUUCGUAUGCGGCGCCGGCUGCGCCUAUAGCGCAGUGAAUGGGUCGAAUCCCCUCUCCGUCAUUCCGCUGUGCUGCUGCUACUCGUAUGACUUGGUGGCGCUGGCGUGCCCGCCGCUGCAGCUCCGCCGCGCGCUCUUCUACCUCUCGUUGUCGCGCGGCGUGCGGGCGUUUGGGCUCGACUCCCCUCUGCUCGAUAGGUAUCUCCUUUUUCGCCUCUGCAGCCAUGUUCAGCAAAUCGCCUCACAGGAGCCGCGAGGAGGCGCGGCGGCCCUCCUCCCCUCACGAGACACAUCCUCAGUCGCGGCCGCGCCGCGGCACACUCGCCUCUCGGGGGAGCUGAAGCGCAUGCACCAGCUGCGGUGUACGUACACGCCGCUCCCCGCCGUCGUUGACUGCUUGCACCACCUCGUGCUUUCCCUGGAGCGUUUCUACCCCGGUGCGUACUCGCUCAAUCUGCAGGAAGUCUACGCAACGCUUCUGCCGACCCUCGUGCUGCUCGGCCGUCAGCAGGCUGUGCAGGACGACCUGAAAGUGCCUCUAUUUGUUCAACUUUCAGAGUCCAUCCAGGUCUCCUAUAGCCCGCCCCCAUUCUUCGCUGUCGCGCCAAGCGCGGCCGCGCCGCCGACGACUUUCUCGCAGUUGUGGGGGCUCACUGUCGGCACUCCGCGUCGGGACGACAGUCGCGCGUUUUCAACGGCCUCGUCUCGAUUGCCUGGGGUUCCUGGAGGUGUCUCCGCUGCAUUGCAGGCGGCGGGCACUUUGCCGUGGGGGCUCUCGUUUUCAUCCUCGCUCCACUUCCAGCACCAGCACAACCGUCUGCUGCUGCAGCUUCUUCACUUGGGCCUCUUGUCUUCGCAGCGCGCGCUGCAGUUCGCCGAGGCCGCCGUCUACGAGCGCUGUCGGCCGGCAGUCGAGCUGCCCACGCUUCUGUCCCCUCGGGUUCUUCUGGAUGCCUCGACGACGCAGCCUUCAGAUUUCCACAGCCGGUGUGUGGCCGCCGCAGCGUUCUCCCCGCCGAGGGCCCUUCAAGGGGGGGCGACAUCACCAGAGGACGCCAGCGCCCCCUCGGCGUCGUACCCCGGCCCUUCAGGGUCUUUUGCACCGGGCGACUGGGACGCGUCGGUGCUGUCGCGGAUCCUUGCGGGGGGACAGUCUCUCGGAGAGACUGUUCUGCAGCAGUGGCGGCAGCUGAUGCUUUCCUUUUCCAAUGAUUUGGCGGCCUCGUGCGCAGCUCGCGCGCGGCGUGCGACGGCGGGCGGAGCCGCCUUGACGCUGCCGCCCUCCUCGACGGCGCGCGUAGCCACUGCGGCGGCAGCCGAGCCGAAGACGCUCGUCGGCAUCUGCGCCGCCCUGGCCACGUUCCUCGCAGUUCCAUUUCUCCCCGCGGGCUCCUCGCUCGACUGGCUGGGCAUCGACGACGGGGGAUGUGGCGGAGUGAGCGGCGCGCUGCAGGCCGGCGCGCCCAAGGGCGCGGACGCGGACGAGGGCUCUCUGCGGCGCCUGUUUACGGGCGCCUGGUUUUUUCCCUCGGCGAACUUCUCGAGCGAGCUGCCCGGGGUCACCACAGUUGUUCAGCCGCUUCGCGACCAGCUGUUGCUGCUGCAGCAGCGCCAGCAGCGCCAGUUGAUUGUGUUGCAGAAGCCAGCGGCGGUUGCGGCGGCGGCCGCCGAGUUCUGGGAGCAGCUGCAGUCGCGCGGAGCGGGGAAGCGCAUCCACGCCCUGGUGUGGGUCGACCGACGGGGCGAGACGGCGGCCCGCCGCACGUCGCCGGCACUGGAGCAGCUCGAGGGCUCGGAGCGCCUGCUGGUCGCCGCGGUGCGCCGCGGACUCGAUGACCUGAAUUGGCCGACUUCUGCGAGCUGCUUGACGCUGCAGCAGAGGCGACUUCUGCUGCCCAGUCAGGCGCAGCGCCUCGAGCAGCUGCGGUAUCUCGUGGGCUCCCGCGCGAAUGCCGCGAUGCGCACCCCUCACCGCCUGCACGCCUACGACAAAUCCUACGACGACUUCAGCACGCGCUGCUGGCUCUGGCAGCAGUUCAACAGCCUCAAAGAAGAGGCCGGCGGCAUGUUUCUCGGCUGCUGCGCGGUCGCGGCAGCCGCCGCGCUUGGCGGCGUCCUCGCGUUCUUCUUCCUGCGCCAGUCGUGCGGCGGAGGGGACGGGGGGGGAGGCGCGAGUCUUCCGGAGUCGCCAGGUGGGCCUUCGCGGCGGUCGUGGAGCCCGUGGGGCGGGCUCUCGCGGCUGCUGUGGGGUCGCGCGGAGGCGCGAAGCCCGCCCAACGGGGCAGCGGCCCCCCUUUCGCGCGAGAGCGGCUGUGAGGAGGCCUGCGGCGGCCAGCUGGUGCCGCUGGGCGACCCGGUGAGCGGGCUGCCUGUGCAAGCCGACAGAGCGGGCCUUUUGGCCGGCGGUGCUGGCGGGGGAGGAGAGUGCGACGACUUUGUGACCGCGUACGCGCAGCACCUGUGGGGGCUGCAGCGAGACUCGCAGGAUGCCAGCAGCGCUUCUCCCCACGUGUUUACGUCCUCGCUGGGCCUUAGCGCGAACUCGAGCGGUCACUCGCUGGGGUGCUUCGCGAUGAACAACGACGGGACGACGGUUGCCUCGGACACGAGCACGCCGCCGUCGCAGGCGUUCGCCUCACGCCUGGCUUGCUUCGCCGCCCACGACACCGCCGUGAGCAGCUUCGGCGGGCCUCUCGGUGGCGAGGUCUCUGCCGGCUUCGGCGGGGCGGAGGGCGCCGCGCCCUCUGCGGGCUUGCCGCCCGCGGGGCUGUGCGCGGGGCGAGACGAGCUCACCUCGCUGUACCUGGCUCUCGCAGGCGUCGGCCGGGGGCACCCUUCGGAGGGCGGGGGCCACGGGCGGGGCUUCGAGUACCCGCCAGGGCCCGGCGGGUUCCCUGGAAGCUACAGCGGCUAG